UGUCUAGAAAUACUGACUAUUUCGAAAAGUGUCGGGAGCUCAGAUAAUCUAGAUAUACCAGACCAAAUAUAAAUGUCUUAAAAGCUCAUAUUGUCUACCUUAUAAUAAAUAUCUUACCAAUAGUAAAUAUAUGAGAUAUCUGAAGCUCAGAUUACUAGGAUAUCAUCAUAACAAAUAGGAAUUCAGAUUGUCUGGUGGUAUCAGGAGCUCACAUUGCCUACCUAUCUGACCAAUUGUAAAAUUAUCAGGAGCUCAGUUUUCCCCCUAAUUACCAACCUUCUUUUUGAUCAAAUUUCCUUUAACUUCUGAAUCUCCUGUCUUGACAAGUUUAGACUCUUACCCCGUGCUUUAUUAACUCGUUUAAUAUGGUGAUUUUCUAACCAUCUUAGCUCCUUAGUUUACAAUUGGUUAGAUAUUGCGUUGGAAUCUGGUUCCUCCUGCAGCUCCUGCUAUUCGUUGUAGAUAUGAUUAACUUUUGUAUCGUUACUUCCCAAUAAUCUUAUGUAAUAGUUGAGUUCCUUUAAGCCCCUCAUCAUCUCCUGAUUCUUCUAAUUGUUCUUAUUAGUCAGAAAAUUAUUAAUUAUAUCAUGUAACUUUAAUUUGUCCUCUGAUUUCAAUAACAAAUACGUACAAGGGUGAAUUGUAACACGUCCGUCAACCCGGACCCGCCAGGGAAAUAAAGCCUUGUUUAAUCCCCCCGACCACGUCUCCUAAGUCUCCUAGUCGAAAGAGGCAUAACAAGGAAAGUUUACCUCCUCCGCCUCCUUGAAUUGGAAAAGUUUCACCCCGGAGUCCCCUUUGUCCUAGCGGUGCGCAUUAUGCGAUCAGGAGACAACAAUCGCUCGUUGACGAUUCCUCGUGACAACUUGACAACUCGGCCGGAGGCGGAUUUUGUGAAAAGGCCCCCACGUAUGAACCUUACAUUUGAUCAGAUGUGUCGACCAUUUUGUAAUUUUACAAGGAACCAAAAAUGAUUUGAUCACUUAUAACCCCGUCAAACAAACCAGUGGUAAAAGUAUCAGGAGCUCGGAUAGAUAUCUUUACGAAGGAGCUCAAAUUUUUCUUGAAGAAUUGGAUCAAUUGUAACAGUAAGAGCUCAACAGAAUAUCAUCGCGACAAAUAGGAGCUCGGAUUGUCUCCAAGUAUCUGAUCAGUGGUAAAAGUAUCAGGAGCUAAAAUUGUCUAGAAAUAUUUGCUCCAAUGUGAAAGUAUCAGGAGCUAAUAUUGUCUGGAAUUAGUUCUAAUUGUACAAAACUCAGGAGCUCAGAUUUAUAGGAAGACUAAUACAAAUAGGAGUUCAUACUAGUAAGAAAUAUCUGACCAAUUUUAAAAGUAUCAGGAUUACAUGUCGCUAGGAACACAGCUAAACAAAUACGAGCUCUGAUUGUUAAGGAAUAUUUGACUAUUUGUAAAAGUAUCAAGCGUUAAGAUUGAUAGGAGAUCAUCAUGACAAGUAGGAGCUUGGAAUGUCUCUAAGUAUUAGGCAACACACCAUCUCAGCAAAUAGGAGCUCAGAUUGAAUGGAAAUAUCUAGACAACUGUAAAAUUUCACAAGCUCAUAUUGCUAAACAAUCAUCUCUACAAACGGAUUGCUAGAAAGUAAUUAAAAAAAACCAUUGUUGUUGAUUGUUGAUAACAGAUUAUAUAAUAAUAAAAGUAUCAGGAACUCUGAGUGGUAAGACAUCAUGACAAUGGGAGCUCUGAUUUGCUUGAAACUAUCAGGAGCUGAGAUUGUCAGAGGUUCAUACCACAAAUAAAAUCUCAUAAUGUAUCGACAUAUCUGACCAACUGUAAAACUCAUCAGGAGCUCGGAUAUUCGGAAAAAGACAUCAGGAGUUCCUAUUGAAACUGCUAACACUAAAUAGAAGUAUACAGGAGCUCACUUUUUUCCCAAAAGUACAAAUACAUGAGCUUGACUUCUUUCUUGAGGUUCGAUUGUUACGAAAUAUCCGACCAAUUGUAAUAGUAUUAGGAGCACUAUUCUAUUUCAAAUAGUGGGAAAGGUACUAACAGUUAUCGGUUAUUUUGUCCUAGGGGGGUGGUUAAUAGGGUAUCAAGAAUUAGGGGCGGAGAUCAGGGUCAAAAGGUCAAGGGCAUCAUUUCAGCUUCAACGUGUCUUUACGAAGUCCCCGCGACUUGAACCGCUUGCUUGGACUUGAUGAAUCGACAACGCCCUGUUAUAAGACGAUUUUCCGCUUAAGGCCCGGGCAGAACUUUUCCAUUAAAGGUGUUUAUGCUCGAUUCCGAUCGCGGUCGGACGAAACUUCGUCCAACCCGCACGAACCUCGUUAAAAGGUGCCAGUUGGGUGGAUAGGAUCUGACAUAAAACCGGCCGGUAAAACAACAAUUUCUGCGGUGUGUUAUCAGAGUGGUUGAAUACGGUUCACCCCCUUACAACAGGACCGUUUAUAAUUUCCUCGCGCUUUAACAAAGUUAUUCUAAUUAAUUUGUAACGUCGAAAACGGGAAACUGACUCCUUGUUCGGAAGUUGAACGUUCCGAAGUCGUCCGUGGGCGUGGUGGUUGGACGAACUUGUUCAAUUUGUGUUUAAUUUCUUAACCCGGACAGAGGGAAGAUUGAAAAAACAUCCCCGUAGAAAUGCUGAAUGGAUAUACAACGGCCGUCCGUUUUAAAUCGAUACAUUUUCUAAAAGGCAGCCAGAUUUCGAUGCGUACUAUGCAGAAUUUAAAAAAAUACAUCGGAUUUCCUCAAUAACAGGAGAGCAGGAUAAUUAGGAAAUGAUCGAUAAGAAAUAUACAUUUUAGGAGGUUACAGGAAAAGUGGUCGUAAGAAGUACAAGCUAUGGAAGGUUUCAGGAGGAAAUGGUUGAUAAAAUCUACUAGUUAUAGAAGGUAAGGUGAAAUGUUGGAUUAGAAAUAUAAUUUAUGAAAAGUUAGAGGAGGACAAGAUUGAUAAAAGUAUAGGUACCUGUGGAAGGUCACAGGAGGAAAUAGUUGGUAAAAAGUAGAGGUUAUAAAAGUUUAAAGGAGGAAAUAGUCGAUAAGAAAUGUAGGUUAUGGAAGGUUGCAGGAGGAAAAGAUUGAUAAAAGUAUAGGUUAUGGAAAGUUACAGGAGGAAAUGGUAAGUAAAAAGUACAGGUUACAUAAGGUUACAGGAGGAAAUGGUCGAUAAGAAAUGUAGAUUAUGGAAGGUUGCAUGAGGAAAAGAUUGAUAAGAAGUGUAGGUUAUAAAAGAUAUGAUAUUACUUACCUACCAGAGCAAUAUUUUUCAAAGCAAUUUGGGCUUAUAUUGGUUUAGCUAUCUUCCUAUCAAACUGAGCUCCUGUUACUUUAACAGUUAGAUAUUUCGAAACAGUAUGAUCUUUUGAUACAGUAAUCUCCUGCCAAUCUAUGCUCGUGAUACAUUUACUAUUUCUGAGCUGUACUUUUACUGCUGGCCUUAUAUUUCAAGUCAAUCUAGUUUCCUGAUAUUUUUUUCUAUUGAUCUUAAAUAUCCUCUUCUGAGCUCCUGAUAUUUUUACAAAUGGUGUUACAUUUUAAGACAAUCUGAGCUCCUGAUACUUUUACAAUUGGUCUUAUAUUUGAAAACAAUCUGUGGUCCAGAUAUUUUUAUAAUUGGUCUUACAUUUUAAGACAAUCUCAGGUCCUGAUAUUUUUACUAUUGGUCUUAUUUUUCGAGACAAUUUGAGCUCUUGACAGGUUUACGAUUGACCCGAUUUUUCCUAACAGUCAAAGAUCAUAUUUAUUGUGUUGGUUUGUUGGUUUCCUAUCAAUCUGAGCUCAUGAUACUUUUGCAAUUAGUCAGGUAUUUCUCCUGAUCGUAGUAAUAAUGUCCUACCAAUCUAUCCUCAUGAUACAUUUCCUGUACGCUAGAUAUUUAGUUAUAAUCUGAGCUCCUAUACCUUGACAAUUCGUUAUUUUUUCCUAACAUUUUGAGCUCUUAUUUGUUGCGAUGCUUCUUCAUCAAUUUGUGCUCCUCGUACUUUAACAGUUAACCAAUUAUUUCAAAACAGUAUACUCUCCUGAUUGUGGUAAUAAUCUCCUGCCAAUCUAUGUUCAUGAUACAUCUACUAUAGACAAGAUAUGUAGUUAGUAAUAAUCUGAGCUCCUGAUACUUUUACUAUUGGUUUUAUAUUUCAAGACAAUCUGAGCUCCUGAUAGUUUUACAAUUGAUAGUUUAUUUCAAGACAAUCGGAGCUCCUGAUACUUUUAAUAUUGGUCUUAUAUUUCAAGACAAUCUGAACUCUUUUUAUUUUUACUAUUGGUUUUCUCUUUCGCGACAAUUUUAGCUCUUGAUCGUUUACGAUUGGCCCAAAUUUUGCUAACAGUCAAAGCUCAUAUUUGUUAUGUUGGUUUCCUACCAUCCUGAGCUCCUGAUACUUUUACAAUUGGUCAGAUAUUUCCAGAAACUCUAACCUCCUUUUGUGACAUUUUUUUUAACAAACUGCUUUCCUGUUAGUUUCUCAUUUGGCAUGGUAUUGAAUAGGAAUUUGUGCUCCUCAUACUUGCUUUAGAAGUUGUUAACAGUGGAUUUGUAAGCUCCUGACACUUUCACAAACUGUCGGCUGUGUUCAGUAAUCUAAGCUCCUUUGUAUGAACUAAUUUUAAUCAAUUUGAGCUCUUGAUACUUUUAGAAAUGUCCUGAGUUACAGGUAGAAAUGAAUGAUAAGAAGUAAAGUUUUUAUUUUUUAUAAUUUCUUCCUAUUAUUGAAACCAAAUACACGCUAAAAAAAAUCGAAUUCGCUUUUAACUGAAACUAAUCCAUGUCUAAAACCCAGUAUGCACAGGGGUGUGGCCCAUCUGCGAAUUAAAACCGGCCGCACAAUGAUUGAAAGGCGCGGGGGCAAAUUAAAUAAAACUGAAGGGUAAAUUAAAACAAAAUUAAUUUCACCCCGAUGGCGAGAGAAAAAGAGGAUAAAAAUAAAACCCACUUUUUUUUUUAAACGGUCCUCUUCCAACCUUUUCAUCUUUUCGGACGGAAACACUUCUGGGUUAAAAAAAAAGGUUUGACGCGGAUAAUCCCAUUUAACAGCCCUUUAGGACGAUUAGCAUACAGAUCGGCUCCACUUCGACGGACAAAGGCACCCCAUUUGUAAUUGAAAGUUAACCAUUUGACUUUAUUUUCUUCAAUGAAUUGACAAUAUAAAAUUUUUUACAUAUUAACUACUGCUGAAUGCAUCAGGAGCUCGGUAAAUACAUCAUAGAGAUGGGGUGAAAGUAUCAGGAGUUUACAUUCACAAACAUAGUUUUAAAAAAUUAUGAUAUCCAGACGCUUACUAUUCAGCAUCUUUCGGUACAAUAUCAGGAGCUCAGAUACCCUAAACAUACGAACUAAACGAACAAGCAAAACAAGAAUCAGGAGCAUAAAAUCAGACUGUCUUCAACCUCUACAAAAGGAGCUAACAUUGUUAAGAAAUAUCUGACCGAUUGUAAAAGCAUAAAGAACUUAGUUUGCAAGGAUGCCACCAAAAUAAAUAUGAGUUCGGAAUUUAAGAACAAAUACUGGUGUUAUUUAAAGAUAUUGAGGUUACAAUCAGGAGUUCAGUUACAGAAAAAUCAUUACACUCAGUAUAAAUGUUAGGAGUUCAAAUAGUUUAAACACACAAACCUGGCAUGGAAAAUAGUAUCGGGAGCAUCCCAAUCCGUUAAUUAACAACCUUCACCGAGAGUGUCAGGAUCUCUGAUUCCAGAAACUGACAACCCCCACUCAUAGCGACAGGAGCUCGGAUUCCAACAAUCUUACAACCUCCACCGGGAGUAUCAGGGGCUCUGAUAGCCUAAACACGCAAACCGGACAUUGAAAAAGUAUCAGCAGCAUACAAUCUGAUAGGUAACAACUUUUAGUGAAAAUAACAAGAGUUCAGAUUUCAGAAACUAGCUGCCUAUACAGAAUAUCAGGAGCUCGGUUUUGAAAACAUUAACAACCUCUACUGAGAGUAUCAAGAACUCAAAUUACAAAAGCUAACAACUUCCACUCAGGAGUAUCAGGAGCUCAAAUUCCAGAAAGUAACAAAUCAGCUUAGAAUAUUUGGAGUUCUGAUUACAGAAAUUAACAGCUUCCACUCAGAAUAUCAGGAGCUCAGAUUCCAGAAAUUACCAACUCCACUCAGGAUAUCUGGCGUUUACCAAUACCGGAAACUAACAAACCUCGCUUAGACAUCACUCAGAGUGUCAGCAGCAAAAACUAACAACCUCAAUACCGAGUAUCAGGAGCUUAGAUCUCAAAAAUUUAUCAACCUCCACUUACAUCAUCAAGUGCUGACCAUCCAUUAGUUAUUGAGGACUUCCACAGCCAGUGCCGACAAGUUAUAUUUCAAUAUUUUAUAGCCUGGGAGAGGUCUCAAGAAUAUAAAGACACUUUUGACAAAUGAAAUAUUUUCACAGGAUUAAAACCGUUUCAAUCGCGAUUUGACGCUGCGCGGAGAAAAUCGCAUUUUGCCGACGAUCUGUCAUUUGUCUACCUUUGCUCUUGCGUUUUUUUUUAAUUUUGUCUGUUCUAUCUAUUAUAAUUAGAAUUAUAAAUGUCUAGUUUUUGGGUCAUGUUUAUGGGUCUGUUGUUAAUGGUGGCCGUGAGAGCGGAAAAUUGGGAGAAGAACUGUGACAUGAACUGCACGGUAGACGAAAUUGUUGAUUCGUAUAUCGACACCUUGACGAGCUGGUGGUUGGAGGCGUCUAUCGGUCUGGAUACGUCCGGGCUCGAUAAGAGUGUCAAUCAGAUUAAAAAGAAAUUAGAGGAAAUCGGCAAUGCUGUAGACGAAAAAGAGAGCUGGUUCAUCCAGAGGCAAAUCAGGUCGGAUUGGGAGGAGUACAUUAAAGACAAGAGGUACAUCUUCAUGAGGGUCAACAGCGCCCUCACAUGGCACAUGACCCUCAUGGACAUACUCGAGAAGAGGGCUAACAUGGAGCUGGAAACGGGCAACGUUCAGGAAAAACUCUGGCCGGAGCUGAAAGUAUUUUUCAGCAGGAAGAUACCAUUGAUAAAACGGACUGAUAACCUUACCUGUAAAACAAUUGAAUAAAUGAUUUUGCUUUAUUUU
Messenger RNA from Cimex lectularius (bed bug), 6997 nucleotides. RefSeq lists its product as uncharacterized. Lineage: Eukaryota; Metazoa; Arthropoda; Insecta; Hemiptera; Cimicidae. The record is from RefSeq and is a predicted model, not a curated record. The transcript has 3 exons. Bases 6482 to 6979 code for a protein of 165 amino acids.